Schizophyllum commune H4-8 is the source of this 1688-nucleotide messenger RNA. Its product is annotated as alpha/beta-hydrolase. The transcript has 8 exons. NCBI's taxonomy places the organism in Eukaryota, Fungi, Basidiomycota, Agaricomycetes, Agaricales, Schizophyllaceae. The coding region runs from base 279 to 1406 and encodes 375 amino acids. The record is from RefSeq and is a predicted model, not a curated record. Gene Ontology annotation, molecular function: hydrolase activity.
ACAGCUCCGGUGCACGCGUAGAUCAGCGCGGGCCCUCGCGAAAGGGACAUGAGAAGGUGAUACGCCUCCUCGGAGUUCUGAGAGCCUGAGGCAAAUAUGUUAAGGUUGAUAUUCACGAACGUCUUCGAUCACCUCGACAAAUGCCCGGAUCGGUGAUAUUUCAAUUGCUGUGAUGUCGGGGUCGCAUACGCGCACACGGUAUAAGAGGGAGGUGGGUCUUGUUCCUUGCGACGACCACCCUCCGCCCUUGCAUCGCCACUUUUCCUGUAUUUUCUGCGAUGAGAUUGAACACUUUGACGUGUGCGAUGGUGCUGGCGACGGCGGGCAUGGUGGCGGCGACUGAGGGCUUCGACCCUCGUGAGUAUACGAAGCUGAAGAAGCACACGACGUGCAAGGCCGUCAAGCGCGACGAGGGCGACAAGCCCGUCGACAUCAACAUGAGCUAUGUGGACAUCAACCCGUCCGCAAAGCAUACGCUGCUUCUCGUGCACGGGUGGCCGAGCCUGUGGACGACGUGGUCGUACCAGAUCAAGGAGUUCGAGAAUGACUAUCGCCUCAUCGCGCCCGACCAUCGUGGGUUCGGGGAGUCGACGCACCCGGGGGAUGUGCAGUCCUCGGGUACGCUCCAAGAUCUUGUCGCCGACAUGGUCUGCGUGCUCGAGGACGCCGGGGUGACGACGGCCACUUGUGUUGGACACGACUGGGGCUCUGCGGUCUGCUACGAGGCCGCGAGGUCUCGUCCGGAUAUCUUCACCGCGGUCGCAGGCGUCGCGGUGCCCUACAUGCCCGCGAACGGGGAUAAGUUCACGCCCGUGGCCGCGCUCGUCCCUCUCCUCCCGAAGCUCGCCUACAAUGUGUUUUUCGCGGACAACACCAGUGCUGCCGCCGCCGAACUGAACGAGGACGUCGGACGCACCAUCCGCGCUACCUUGCGGCAGAAGAGCAGCCCUCCGCCGGAGGAUUUUCUGACAUAUAAGGACACCUACAUGGGUCCGUGGAAGAAAUACGCUGAGAUCCCGCCAGUUCCUUUCUUCACACCAGAGGAAGAGAAGUACUACGUCGAGCAGUAUAGCAUUCAGAAGUUCGAUAACACUCUGCAAUUCUAUACUACUCCGAAUCGGUACAGCGCCUGGAAAUUCGCGCACGACCAGGGCAACUGGACAAUCCCUCAGCCUGCGCUUUCCAUCUUGCCUAGCGACGAUCCCGUCGCCGACUGGGUCAAGGCCGCCGCCAUCCUCCACUCCGCGGACUUCCUCCCGAACUUGAAGACGGUCGUCGUCCCGGGCUCGCAUUGGUUCCACCUGGAGAGCGCAGAGCUAUUUAACAAGGAGCUGCGCGCAUGGUUGGAGGAAACGCUGGGCGAGAAGGCGGAGACGGCGACGGAGCAUUUUGUGGAUGAGUUCUGAGGGUUCGGACUAGCGAUUUCGAGGGAGGACGAGGACGUGGACGGAUGGACGGAUGGAUUGGGUUGGAUCAUUUAGACAGUAUACAUACAAUAUUCGACCAUGUCAUGGAUGCUAUGUACACCAGAACGACAGUCCGAGCCGGAAUCUACGUGGCGAAGUCCUCGUACAAUGGAUGUCUGCGAGCCUUUCCUACUGCAUCCCAAAUAUCUCCGCCCAUGCGCCGUCGUGCUCGAUCCCUGUCGCGGCCAUACCAUCCAAGCUACCGAAAUUCGCCUCAUCCAC